This is a messenger RNA of Cuscuta europaea, 835 nucleotides long. The record is from the annotation of a GenBank genome assembly. Lineage: Eukaryota; Viridiplantae; Streptophyta; Magnoliopsida; Solanales; Convolvulaceae.
GAGAGAAAUGGCUUCGGUGGUGAAGAAUGUCUUGAAGUCAAUCCGGGAAAAGGGCGUUGGCAACUUUCUCAGGGAGCUCAAAGAAGAAGGCUACACGAAGUGCUUCUUCGAUGGUAACCUCCUGCAAACAAAGAUUCACAACAUAGGGGCCACACUUGUUGGUGUCGAUAAGUUUGGUAACAAAUACUAUCAGAAGCUUGGAGACAAUCAAUAUGGAAGACAUAGGUGGGUGGAAUAUGCUCAAAAGGGUCGCUAUAACGCUUCACAAGUUCCACCAGAGUGGCAUGGUUGGCUCCAUUUCAUCACUGACCACACAGGAGAUGAGCUAUUAUUGCUGAAGCCAAAGAGAUAUGGGGUUGAACACAAAGAGAACUUCUCAGGAGAGGGUGAUGAGUAUAUCUAUCAUUCCAAAGGACAUUCCCUCCAUCGUGGGCAAAGAGACUGGACUAGAUACGAACCAUGGCAGCCCACUAAGGAAUAAUUUUACCCUUUUCAUCAAUGCAUCCACAAGAGAAGCUGGAAAUAUUGUACGGGCUUUUGGAAGUGAUUUUUUCAUUUCAUUAAUAAAAAGCUCAUAGAAAGUCAAGACUUUUUGGAAGUGCGUUUCUGAAGUAUUAUCAUUUGUUUUCAAUGAGAGUUGGAGACUUUCUUGUAUUAUGAAUUGACUCUAGAACUCAAUGGGCAUAUUUAAUCUGCUGUGCUUAAAAAGUGCAGCUAUAUGCUUGGAUACUCAUGAUGUGAAGGGUGUUUGUUUUCUCAUAGAAAGUCAAGACUUUGUGUUUGUUAAGCACUUGGAAAUGGAGCAAGUUUUUUUCACCAGGUUAUUACAGUUUCU